AUGGCGAUGGGUAAAACCGAUAUAUGCUCCCCGAAGCAGGAGCCAAAGGGACAAGUGCAAGGCAAGAACAUACAGACAAAGACAAAAACUACGACAAAAGUUGAGACAACAAAAGAUUUAAUUUCAAGCACAAGCACAACUACAAAUCAACACACGCAAACAACAUCAGAAGAAGACAAAUCAUCUGACCAAAGGACGAUUGUAAUCGAAGAGUCGACAAACUUAACUGUCGUGUAUAUAUUACUGGGAUUGAUUGUUAUCAUUCUUCUCAUCCUGGCAUGUUAUUUCAUGCUAAGAAAAUAUUUUAAGCAAGCGAUUGGUCCUGAUAACAAUGUGCCAAAAAGGCAACAGAAUGAAGAAAAUGAACAUGGUGAAAACAAUGUGCCAGCAAGACAACAUAAUGAAGAAAAUGAACAUGGUGAAAACAAUGUGCCAGCAAGACAACAGAAUGGAGAAAAUGAACAUGGUGAUAAUGUGCCUGCAAGGGACAAAAACUUUUCCGAUGAAACGAUACCUAAGACAGAAGUUAGCAAUACGGAUAUAUUUGACAUAAGACCCAGACCAGAAAAUCAUCAGAAUCGUACGUCGGAUCAUAAAAACACAAGAAGUUUGCAGCAGACCUUAACUGAUGAAACAAUUCCUAAGACAGUAGUUAGCAAUACGGAUAUAUCUGACAUAAGACCCAGACCAGAAAAUCACCAGAAUCGUACGUCGGAUCAUAGAAACUUAAGAAGUUUCCAACAUACCUUAACUGAUGAAACAAUUCCUAAGACAGUAGUUAGCAAUAACGAUAUAUCCGACAUAAGACCCAGACCAGAAAAUCACCAGAAUCGUACGUCGGAUCAUAGAAACUUAAGAAGUUUCCAACAGAUCUUAACUGAUGAAACAAUUCCUAAGACAGUAGUUAGCAAUAACGAUAUAUCCGACAUAAGACCUAGACCAGAAAAUCACCAGAAUCGUACGUCGGAUCAUAGAAACUUAAGAAGUUUCCAACAGACCUUAACUGAUGAAACAAUUCCUAAGACAGUAGUUAGCAAUAACGAUAUAUCCGACAUAAGACCCAGACCAGAAAAUCACCAGAAUCGUACGUCGGAUCAUAGAAACUUAAGAAGUUUCCAACAGACCUUAACUGAUGAAACAAUUCCUAAGACAGUAGUUAGCAAUAACGAUAUAUCCGACAUAAGACCUAGACCAGAAAAUCACCAGAAUCGUACGUCGUAUCAUAGAAACUUAAGAAGUUUCCAACAGAUCUUAACUGAUGAAACAAUUCCUAAGACAGUAGUUAGCAAUAACGAUAUAUCCGACAUAAGACCUAGACCAGAAAAUCACCAGAAUCGUACGUCGGAUCAUAGAAACUUAAGAAGUUUUCAACAGACCUUAACUGAUGAAACGAUUCCUAAGACAUAUGCUACAAGUAGCGAGAGAGAUCAGUCUCAUGACCAGAUGCGGAACAGUGGAAUAAGAUCAAGGGCAUCUGACAGUAGUAGUGGAAUUUUUAGCGACAAUAAUUCUAACUCUUCUAAAAACCAUGAGUCCAGCGCCAGACAGACGCCAGAAGGAAUAGAGGAACAAGAGUGCAAUCAAUGUGAAAGUGAUUUGCCACCGACUGAUGAAACCGUUCCUAAGACAUCACAAUGCAGUGAUGAGAGACGUCAGGCUUGGCCAGGUAAAGAACAUGUUAGUGAUUUUAGUAGUGGAUGUGAUUUUUGUGAAUUUUCCGAAAAUGAUGAAGAUGCUGAGAUGAAAGCCAAUAAAGAAGACACAGAUAAGAAGAAGAAUUCGCGAACUGCAACCUCAAGGAAAAAACGAGCGAUCAGUUCAAAAAUGGCCAAACAAGACAGAAAUCGUUCUCCGCCUACAAGAACACGAACGGAGGUCGAUAGUCGUACUGAUAACGAAGUUGCAAGAUCAAAAGAAAGAAAAAAGC
Messenger RNA from Ruditapes philippinarum (Manila clam), 1927 nucleotides. Its product is annotated as probable serine/threonine-protein kinase MARK-A. Lineage: Eukaryota; Metazoa; Mollusca; Bivalvia; Venerida; Veneridae. The annotation marks the transcript as partial. The transcript is spliced from 7 exons. The record is from RefSeq and is a predicted model, not a curated record.